This is a messenger RNA of Mycotypha africana, 1503 nucleotides long. RefSeq names its product SBF-like CPA transporter family-domain-containing protein. The record is from RefSeq and is a predicted model, not a curated record. Gene Ontology annotation, cellular component: plasma membrane. The coding region runs from base 1 to 1503 and encodes 500 amino acids. Lineage: Eukaryota; Fungi; Mucoromycota; Mucoromycetes; Mucorales; Mycotyphaceae. The transcript has 4 exons.
AUGGACGAAUCAAAACUGAAAACAAAUUCUUCCUUCGCCAGUGCAACAACCGUACAGAACAGUUAUCCUGUUAGCGAUUCACAGAGAAAACAUCUGUCAUUAUCGCCGUCUGUUUAUACGGAUAAAUCAUCGACACCAUCUCCAACUCAUACUACUGCAGCAGCAAAUCAGUUCAAAAAGCCUUUCCUUACCUCAUUUAAAAAGACAGUAGGAAGUUUGUUUGCUAAAUAUUGGUUUCUUCUGGGCUUGUUCAUUGCUAUCAUUCUAGCGAUAUUCUUUCCUAAUGUAGCGAGGAAAGGUGGAUAUCUUCGAGCUGAGUGGACAAUCAAGUGGGGUGCUGUCAUUGUUAUUUUCUUAAUAUCCGGUUUAUCGCUAAGAACAAAAAUCUUAGCAGAGACAAUCUUACGUCUACGACUUCACUUUCUGAUCCAAACCAUCAACUUGAUUAUCAUUCCUUUCACUGUCUUUGGCCUCGUUUUAUUAUUCUUUAAAUGCCAUAUGAAUAUCAAUUCUUUGUUACUUGUAGGCGUCGUCAUUGCAGCAAGUACGCCUACUACUGUCUCCUCUAAUGUAGUCAUGACAAAAAAUGCAGACGGCAAUGAGGCUUCCGCUUUGAUGAAUGCUGCGUUGGGUAAUGUACUAGGUAUUUUUGUCUCUCCAGCUUUAGUAUCUGCCUUUCAAGGUCCCUUAUUGGCAGCUACUCCAGAGGAUGAAAGCGCCGCUCAAGCAGGUGGACAAGUCGACUUUGUCCAAGUUCUUAAGCAAUUAGGCCUGACUGUCUUGGUACCACUCAUUGUAGGCCAAAUAUUCCAAUGGUUUUUUACUGAUUUAGCAGCCAAAAUCAAAGUGAAGUGCAGACUAUCAGAUGUCAGCAGCUUCAUGCUCUUAACCAUGGUUUGGUCUGUCUUUUCAGACGCUGUUUACUCUGGUUCUUUUGCUGCUGUCAAACCAAAAGAUGUUGUAGCGGUAGCUAUUAUGAAUGCUGGUUUCUAUAUCUUAUUCUCACUGCUAUGUCUCGUGCUCGCUCGACUUCCCCUACCAAGGUUUAUCGAAACUCCUGCGAUCGUCAAGAGAUUAAGAUAUUCACGAGAAGAUACAGUUGCUGUGAUGUUCUGUGGUGCUACCAAAACAGUAGCUAUGGGUGUUCCACUUAUCAACGUUUUAUAUCAAAAUGGUGAUCCUGGUACGGUUGGAGUUUUAUCUACACCUUUAUUACUUUAUCAUGUUGAGCAAUUGAUCUUUGGUAAUAUUGAAGUUGAAAUUCUCAAAAAAUGGGUAAAACGCGGUAAAGCAAGAGAACUGCAAAAACAACAACAACAAUCAUCAGAAGAAACAGAUGAAGCAAUAGCCCCUUUUCCAUCUGCAAGGGACGAAGAAGAAAGUGUAGUGUACCGUGAUAGUGAAGUGACGCACGUGGCUUCUCAAAUCGGUCCCCAUAAUGGUAAACAUUCGCCUUCACCUUUAUCUCAGCUGCACUAUGCGGAAAACGAACAUCAUACAUAA